UCUUGCUUCUGAGUUGGUUAAGGGUUAUCAAUAAAAAACUAUCAAUUCUCGGUGUGUGGUAAAAAUUGAUCUAAUAAAGGCUUUUGAAUCUGUGAAUUGGGAGUUUCUGUUUGAUGUCUUGGCUGCUAUGGGUUUAAAAGGGAAAUUUAUUAAUUUGCUAAGAGCCUGUGUUUGCAUUCCUAUGGUCAGUGUCUCGCUUAAUGGUGGCUUAUGUGGUUUUUUUGGAAUGAAAAAGGGUUAAGACAGGGUGACCCUCUGUCACCUUAUUUGUUUACGGUUGCUAUGGAAGUUUUGGAUGGGCUAAUGAAGAGAGCUGCUCGUGAUAAUCAAAUUCCUUACCAUCCUCGUUGUAAACCCCUAGCCAUAACUCACCUUUGUUUCGCUGAUGAUUUGUUUGUGUUUACAAAUGGGUCAAUUUGUGGGGUGGCAGGCAUUAUAAGAUUGAUGGAAGAGUUUUACACCUUGUCUGGUCUUCGUUGCAAUCCUGCAAAAUGCCAGUUGUUCUGUGCAGGAAUCCCAGAGGAGGAAAAGUAGUCCAUUUCUGUUUAUUCAGGAUUCCCUUUAGGUCAGCUUCCUGUGAAGUACCUAGGAGUUCCUCUAAUCACUAGUAAACUAUCUAGAAGAGAUUGUCAGGUCUUGAUGGAUAAGAUAACUCAUAGAAUCCAAAGGUGGAGGGCUAAGCUAUUGAGUUUUGCGGGUAAAGUUCAACUUAUCAGUUCGGUAUUGUCUAGUGUGUUGCAGUAUUGGAUGAACAUAUUUUUUGCUUCCUAAGUUUGUCAUCUCUGAAGUUGAGAGAAUAUGCAACCAGUUUCUUUGGGAUGUCACUGAUGCUAGUUUGAGAACUUGCACUGGUUGCCUGGAAGGUUGUUGCUCGCCCGACGAAGGAAGGAGGUCUGGGGAUUAUGAAUUUUGUGGUUUGGAAUAAGGCUUGUGUGGUCAGGCAUGUGUGGAAUGUUCUUAUAUCUAGUGGCUCUUUAUGGGUGGCAUGGGUGCAACGUUAUCGCAUCAAGCAGAAGUCGUUUUGGGAUUUGAAGGAGGGAGCAGCUGGUUCCUGGGUUUGGAAACGUUUGCUGAGAUGUCGGUCUGAUAUCCAACAUUUUGUCUCUAAUCAGGGGGACCUCACUCUUUGGGAUGGCGAACCUAUGGCUCGGUACUCUGUAAAAAGGGCGUGGGACUCCCUCAGGUUGCACGAUUCACCUGUUGGUUGGUUUGAGCUGGUCUGGAGUAAGGAAGUGGUUCAUCGACAUGGCAUUAUUCUCUGGUUAGCUAUCCUGGGCAGAUUGCGUACUCAGGACAAACUACUCGCUUGGGGAAAACCGGUUUCAGGAUUCUGUGUGUUUUAUCCAGGGGGAAUUGAGACCUGCUGUCAUAUUUUCUAUGCUUGCCCCUUUAUGCAGGCCAUUGUUACAAGUUGUGUGGCAUCUCUGGCCCCUGUUAGUGGCUUGGGCACAUGGGAGGAGGUGAUCGACUGGUGUGCCAGUGAGUGGAAAGGGAAGAGUUCUGCAGCAGUUGCUUGUCGUGCUGUUUGGAGUCUCGCUGUCAGCCUUACCUGGCGGGAGCGUUGUGCAAGAUUGUAUGGGGUGCAGUCUGUUAAAACCCCAGGUAUUCUUUGCAGAGAAGUUGGAAGAGUUUUGAAAUGGCGGGCGGAGAUUGACUUUGACCUCCAGAAGAGCCUUAGUGCGAUCAGAUUAGGUUGUUUAUAGGUUUUUUAUUGUACUGUUUCUGAUUUGUGAACGUUUGUUUGUUUGAGAGGCACUCGAAGAGCUGCCUGUGCUUAAUGAAAAUUUUGAUUAACCAUAAAAAAAACUUAACAACGUUAAAGAAUAAGGUUCGUGAACAUACAUGUAAGCACAUAUGUACUGCAUGUCAAUCGCAAAUAAUCCAUAUUUUAGCUACGUCAACUUAAAUUACUGGAAAUUCUUACAACGCCUUCAACCAAGGUAACUUGAAAAUUUUGACCUGCUAUAGCCGGUUUCACAGGUCGUAUUACACAAUAUGAAUUAGUCAUCACAUAAUAUUUACGUAGCGUAUGUUUGCCUUACGCAAUAGUUGUAAAAUCGUGUUGUAUAAAAGAUGACAUUUUUACGUAAUGAAUAUGGUGUGACAUCUGUGAUGGUUAUUCAAUCGAUUGCAUGGUUGUAUUAACUAAUCCCUAUUAAGCCAAGAAUAACUCAAGAUGACGUUGUUAAUAUAGUGGUCGACCAAGGUCGUGUUCCACGAGUCUCGAUCGCAUAGGUUACUUCUCAUUUUAUUGUUAUCUAGUCGUUCGAUUUAGAUUUGUUUUUGGAGGAACAAAUGGUAAAUACUAGCUUAAGAAAGCAGAGAUAAAAACAGGUACUCAGGGCAUCACCCUCUUCCUAGAAUUAGAAUAUAGUUCUAUCAUGCAAAAGGUUAAUAAUGUUGGUUUGUGCAAACAAGGUGUGGGACUCACUUAUAUAGAGACUAGCUCAAUGUUUAUGCAAAUAGCCCCCUCCUAGCAUGUUCCACUGACCGAAUGUCACCUCGAUCAUGUGUCUCUUUCUAUCACUAUGAAAUAAACUCCAUUCUCACUUGGGUGUGUGGAUUUCUAGCCAUGUAUGUUAGAGUAUGAUAUUGAAUGACUCCUAUACUUGUUACACUAUUGAUUAUAUAUUGAAUUGAGAUAUUAUCAUGAAAUUGAUUAGGUAUGGAUCACACUCUUCAAUUUUUAGCUAUUGACCUAAGGUAGAGAAUAUCCAAUUAGGUUGAUUACAUCAUCUUCAAUUCCUCAUUGUGGGUCAGUUGAACAAGUUUGAUAUUGGUCUAUAUUGUCGUAUUUGAUCAAGAUCCUUCAGUGAGAGUCGAAUUACACGCCUUCGAUGUUAUACUUGCCAGCUAUAGAAACUCUCCCUUUAGGUAGUUCAUUUCAGUGGGCUUGGAUAACUCGAAUAAGGUGUUCAAGUUAGUAUAGAGCUCUUCGCGGUAUAAAUCUAGAGUGGGCAAGCUAGGGGAAGUCAACAUAAACCUAAUUUAAGGCUAGAGAUAAGCACACCCGAGUGAUUUUCGUACAAUUGAAUUCAAAUCAAUCUUUUUUUGCUUUGCAUGUUUAGUGGCUUAAUCCAAACCACAUCUUGUUAGCUAGAUAACGAUAAGUGCACCAAUUCGUAGUAAACUUAAAGCCCCUGUUGAUAAAUUAAACUUACUUACACCAUACUACACCUGACUGGAGGUGAUACUUGGCCUUCGAUUGAAAGAGUAGUUAGUAGUGAGUCAAGUUCUUGGCAAAGUGAACUAUUGUUAAUUUAGUAUUUACAUUUUGUUUCAUUUUGGUUUUGCUUUUCACGGGUGUGUUGUUUGAGGUGUACUACUGAAUCGACUCUAACUACACAUCCCAAUCGACGACCAAGCAUAACAAACGACCAAGUGUAGCAUAGGGGUAAGCAAGAAAAAAAUAUCGAACCACUGGUCUCUAGAUGUACCAUACUUCAAAUUAAGUUUUCGUUAUAUA
This is a messenger RNA of Linum trigynum, 3466 nucleotides long. The record is from the annotation of a GenBank genome assembly. NCBI's taxonomy places the organism in Eukaryota, Viridiplantae, Streptophyta, Magnoliopsida, Malpighiales, Linaceae.